AAACUAAGCUAAUAUUAGCAAUUCCCAAAUGGAUAAUAUUUAUAUAUUUUUGUUGAUGUGUUUUCUGGUUGAUGCUCACCCAAAUGCCAAAUCAAAUGGGUAUGCAUUUUCAUUCAGCCACUCCUUGUUUCUUUAGAUUAGCAAUUGUUACCGUAUUUCUUCUCAAUAGAGUUGGUUCGGCGGUACCAAGUUCAGGUCCUUCUCCAGGUCCAGUUCCAUCCUCCUCCCCAAACUCACCGGAGGCCUACCUAAAUAUGCACAACUUGGAUCGGGCAGAAGUUGGUGUUAGGCCUAUGACUUGGGACAAGGUGGUGGCGACGUAUGCACAAAAUUUUGCCAAUCAAUUGAUCGGAGACUGUAGUCCUCGCAGUUCAGAUGGGCCUUAUGGAGAGAACUUUGCAUGGGGAUCGGACAACAGCCACUUCUCGGGAACAGACGCAGUAAAGAUGUGGGGUGGUGAGAAGGCUGACUAUGACUUUGAAUCGAACACCUGCGUUGCGGGAUAUAUAUGCAGCCAUUACACUCAGGUCAUCUGGGGGAGCUCAAUUCGUCUUGGUUGUGCAAGAGUAAUAUGCGAAAAUGGUGGGGCUAUUGUCGUUUGUAACUAUGACCCUCGUGGAAACCUGCCCGGCCAGCGCCCCACAGGAGGAGGAAAUCAAUCAACACCGGUAGCAACACCGGUAGCAACCCCGCCAAGCUCUCCUGUUGCAGACCCACCAACAAUUCCUUCAGGGAUAAAUAACCCUGGAAUACCAGUUGGGUCAAUUGUUGGGGUAUGUGUUUUUCUUUCUGGUUUAGGUUUUAUACUCUUCUUUUGCUGGAGAAAUGGGAAAGGUAGUUCACUAGAUGAACUUUCCUUUGAUGUUUCAUUCGGUGAUGAAUUUGGCAAUGGCAUGGGACCUAGAGAGUUCUCCUACAAUGAAUUGUCUAUAGCAACAAAGAAUUUUGCGGCAGAUGAGAAGUUAGGUGAGGGAGGAUUUGGGUCGGUUUAUAAAGGUUUCUUGAGGGAUUUAAAUACAAAUGUUGCAGUUAAAAAGGUUUCAAGGAGAUCUAAACAAGGAAUUAAGGAGUACUUAUCAGAAGUGAAGAUUAUUAGUCGAUUAAGGCAUAAGAAUUUAGUAAAACUUAUAGGUUGGUGCCAUGAAAAGGAGCUCUUACUCGUCUACGAGUUCAUGCCUAAUGGCAGCCUCGAUGCCCAUCUUUUCAAAGGAAGAAGUCUAUUACCAUGGAAGCUUAGACACAAAAUUGUGCAAGACGUGGCAUCAGCAUUAUUGUAUUUGCAUGAAGAAGGAGAUUUUUGUGUGCUUCAUAGGGAUAUUAAGACAAAUAACAUUAUGUUGGAUUUCACUUUUAAUGCAAAACUUGGAGAUUUUGGAUUAGCCAGGUUAGUUGAUCAUGAAAAAGGAUCACGAACAACUUUGUUGGCUGGAACCAUGGGAUACAUUGCUCCUGAGUGUCAUAGAACAGGCAAAUCAAGUAAGGAAUCAGAUAUCUACAGUUUUGGAGUUGUAACACUUGAAAUUGCAUGUGGAAGAAGAUCACUAGAGCCUAGGUAUGAUGAGGAUCAAGCCUCAUUAGUGGCUUGGGUGUGGCAGGCUUAUGGUAACCAAAGGCUUCUUAACGUGAUUGACAAGACACUUUCUGAAGAUUUUGAUUUGAAGGAAAUGGAAUGUUUGUUGAUUGUUGGCCUAUGGUGCGUGCAUCCUAUUUACAGUAUGAGACCGUCGAUCGAGCAAGCAAUACAAGUGCUUAAUUUUGAAGCACCACUGCCAAAUCUUCCAAGUGAGAUGCCUGUUCCCAAGUAUAAUAUUCCUAAUACUCCAACCAUCAAAAUAAGUGAGCCUUGUUUGUCCAAAAUGAGCAUUACUGUACCUCGCUAAGUUUCUUACCUUACUUACUGCAAAAUUGAUUUCAUAAUAAAUAAGUGUAAUGUCCCCCAAGCUUGGUUAUUGUCACACAAAAAUGAUUUAUGCUUGGAUUUUUUUUUUUGAAAAUAUAAUUGAUAAUAGAUAAAAUAACAUAUUUUGUGUCCAAGAAUCACAGUCGUCCUCCACAGCCUUUUCUUUUGUGAAUCCUUUGUUUUGUUAAGUCCUCUGUUGUGAAGGGAUUGCAAAUUACCAACAAAACAGUAAAUUACAUUAGCUUUU
Molecule: messenger RNA, 2147 nt
Organism: Rubroshorea leprosula
Lineage: Eukaryota; Viridiplantae; Streptophyta; Magnoliopsida; Malvales; Dipterocarpaceae
Source: the annotation of a GenBank genome assembly